AUACAAGCCUGGCAUAAAUCCAGCCCCUGCCCAAUUCACCGGGAUAUAAAUAUCAUGAAUCUGCCAUCAGUUCUUCUCUCGCAAAUUCUUGAUUAUAGCAAAUUACCCGGAAUAUUAUUUCUAGAUACCCAGUAUUUGUUGAUACAAUGGCUAUCUUACCAGUCCAGUCAGCCUUAUUGGCGAGCGCUCCACAGCUUGAAACAAAUGACUGGCUCGACGAAUUCUAUAAUAGUGGCUACAUUGUGAUCAAAAAUGCAAUUCCCAAAGCCCGGGCUAUCGCCUAUCAGCAAAGAGCAUUUGAGUGGUUGAAUUCCUUCGGUACGGACCUGGACCUCGAGAAUCCCAAAACCUGGGUGAAAGAAAAUUUGCCUAUCCAGUCAAAAAUCAACACGUUUCAUAAUUAUGCAGUCAUGCAUGAAAAGUUCAUCUGGGAGGCUCGACAAGAACCCGGGGUCCUUGAGGCUUUCUCCAAACUCUGGGGCACAGAUGAAUUGCUUGUCAGCUUUGAUAGUCUGAAUGUCACGCUGCCCAAUCGCAAAGACGUGCCGCGAAAAGGUGCUUGGCAGCAUGUUGACCAGGGUCCCUUCAGAAGAGGUUUGCAGUGUGUCCAGGGUAUCAUCAAUCUCUCUUACGCUGGUCCGGAGGAUGGUGGCCUGGUUGUAUAUCCUGGUUCCCAUCGACUCUUUGAACAAUUUUUCGACACGACUACCGAUGAAGCUACCUGGAGUAAGAAAGAUUUGUACUUGUUCAGUGACUCUCAGCUGGAGUGGUAUGGAAUCCAGCCUUAUAAAGUUUGUGCUGAGCCAGGUGACUUGAUCAUGUGGGACAGCCGUCUUAUUCACUAUGGCGCCGAACCUACGAAGAAUAGCAAUGUGAUUCGCACUGUUAUCUAUGCUUCCUAUACUCCAGCUAGCUUUGCCACAAAGGAAGCUUUGGCAACAAAGGCGGAGAUUUUCAGGCAAUGGGGAGGAACGACUCAUUGGCCACAUGAUAAUAUUGUCGCCAGAGAGCGAAAGGCGAUUAGAGAGGAUGGGACUAUAGAUCCCAAAGAUCGCAGUGAGCCGUUGAACAAGCCUGGGAUGACGGACCAAUUGUUGAGAUUGGCGGGUUUGAAGGCCUAUUGAUCUUUGUCAUAUUAUCUCAUGGACUGACGUACUGCGCAAUUACUUUGGAUUUAAUCUAUACUGUUCGUUCAUUGGCAAUAU
This is a messenger RNA of Aspergillus ruber CBS 135680, 1205 nucleotides long. RefSeq names its product phytanoyl-CoA dioxygenase family protein. The transcript has 2 exons. Bases 147 to 1124 code for a protein of 325 amino acids. NCBI's taxonomy places the organism in Eukaryota, Fungi, Ascomycota, Eurotiomycetes, Eurotiales, Aspergillaceae. The record is from RefSeq and is a predicted model, not a curated record.